Fusarium poae is the source of this 3384-nucleotide messenger RNA. RefSeq lists its product as uncharacterized. Gene Ontology annotation, cellular component: plasma membrane. NCBI's taxonomy places the organism in Eukaryota, Fungi, Ascomycota, Sordariomycetes, Hypocreales, Nectriaceae. The coding region runs from base 1 to 3384 and encodes 1127 amino acids. Gene Ontology annotation, biological process: intracellular calcium ion homeostasis; calcium ion transmembrane transport. The transcript is spliced from 3 exons. The record is from RefSeq and is a predicted model, not a curated record. Gene Ontology annotation, molecular function: ATP binding; P-type calcium transporter activity; ATP hydrolysis activity.
AUGGCGGCAGAAUACCCCAAGCACCCGUUCCUCCUCACGGUCGAGGAGACGGCCGAAGCUCUUGGUACCAGCAUCGACAAGGGCCUUACAAGCCAACAAGUAGCUGAAGCUCAAGAAAAAUACCCAAAGAAUGAGCUCGACGUCGGAGGCACUGUACCUUGGUACAGUAUCUUGACCAAGCAAUUGCUCAAUGCCAUGAUUAUUGUUCUCGCGUUUGCCAUGGCUCUUAGUUUCGGUAUCAAGGACUACAUCGAAGGUGGUGUGCUUGUCUUUGUUAUUGUUCUCAACGUCACAAUUGGUUUCUGGCAAGAGUAUCGCGCUGAGAAGCGCAUGGAUGCUCUCAGAGCUCUCUCCUCUCCAAGUGCCAUGGUUCUGCGUGACGGAAAGACCCAAGUUAUUUCCAACCCCGAAGUCGUUCCCGGAGAUAUUGUUCUUCUGAAGAUGGGCGACACUGUCCCUGCCGAUCUCCGUCUCUUCGAAGCCAUGAACCUUGCCUGCGAGGAAGGUCAACUGACUGGCGAAUCCAUCCCCGUCGAAAAGAUCACCGAUAACAAUAUUACUGCUCCUGGCACAGAGAAGCUGGUCCAAUCUGAGGAUGAGAUCGGUAUUGGUGACCGUGUCAACAUGGCCUAUGCCACCACUGUUGUCCGAAAGGGUCGUGGCCGUGGUAUUGUCACUUCCACCGGUAUGUCCACCGAGGUCGGCAAGAUUGCCGCAUCUACCUCCAAGAAGACACGCAAGGCUGGUCGCUCUAUGAACUACAAGAAGUACGGAAAGAAACAGCCUUUCGUUGGUGCUUCUAAGCGUACCUACGAUGUCAUUGGCAAGUUCUUGGGUCUUACUGAGGGAACUCCUCUUCAGCGAAAGCUCUCUGCCCUCGCCUACGUUCUCUUUGGCUGUGCCAUCAUCCUCGCCAUUGUUGUGUUCGCCGUCAACAAGUUUGACAUGAAGAACGAGGUCAUCAUUUACGCUACUUCUUUGGGUAUCGCCAUCAUCCCUGAGUCCUUGGUCGCUGUUUUAACUAUCACCAUGGUCGUUGCCGUCACUGUCAUGCGAAAGGCCAAUGUCGUUGUCCGUGAUCUUUCUGCACUUGAGGCUCUAGGAGGAGUCACAAACAUUUGCUCCGACAAGACUGGCACUCUGACUGAGGGUGCCAUGAUUGUUCGCAAGGCCUGGAUCCCCUCUUCUCACAUCUACACUGUCCGCGACUCUCAGAGCCCCAACGACCCAACAAAGGGCAGAGUCACCUACUCCAAGCAGAAUGACUCUGAGCCUGAAGAGCCCGCUGCCCCUCGUGACUACGACCGCGAGCGAAGUGCUGCUGUGCUCAAGUUUGAUGUCCCCGAUGAGAAGCUGAACCAGAACAACAACGCCCCUGCCAAACAGCCCGAGCCUGAGGUUGAGUGUGAAAUGACCGAUGAGCUCAACGCUUUCUUGCUCUCUUCUGCUCUUUGCAACUUGGCUACAGUCCGCUACGAUGAUGAGGAGGAGAAGUGGCAGGUCACUGGCGAGCCUACCGAGAUUGCUCUUCAGGUCUUUACCCACCGCUUCAACUCUGGCAAGAAAACUCUCGAAGGUCAGGGCUGGAAGCAAACUGCCGAAUUCCCCUUUGACAGCUCCAUCAAGCGCAUGUCUGUUAUUUAUGAUGCACCCGAGGGAGCUAGCGGAUCUAUCAUUGAUACCCAGAACUCUAUGGUCUUUACCAAGGGUGCUGUCGAGCGUGUCCUGGACCUUUGCGACUACGCUGGCACAGGAGCCGACCAGCAGCCUAUGACCGAAGAACUCAAGGAGAGUGUCCUCACUCAAAUGAACAACCUUGCCUCUCAGGGUCAACGUGUCCUCGCUAUUGCCUACCGUCCUUGGAAUGGCCGCUUCACUGCCAAACAGGCCUCUUCGCCCGCUGAGGAUGAGAAGCUUCGCGCUGAAGUCGAAAAGGGUCUCAUUCUUCUUGGUCUCGCUGGUAUCUACGAUCCUCCUCGUCGCGAAACCAAGCCUUCUAUUGCUGAGUGUUCUAACGCUGGUAUUCGUGUUCACAUGCUUACUGGUGACCAUCCCGAAACUGCCAAGGCUAUUGCUAAGGAAGUUGGUAUCAUUCCCAAGAACAUGGGUAUCCUUCCUGACCACGUCGCUAAGUCCAUUGUCCAGAAGGCCACUGACUUUGACCGCAUGACCGACGAGGAAAUUGAUGCUCUUGAGGAACUUCCCUUGGUUAUCGCUCGUUGUGCUCCCGACACCAAGACCCGUAUGAUCGACGCUCUUCGGCGACGUGGUGCUUUCAUGGCCAUGACUGGUGAUGGUGUCAACGAUGCCCCCUCUCUGUCUCGCGCUGACGUUGGUAUUGCUAUGGGUUCUGGAUCUGAUGUUGCCAAGUCUGCUUCCAAGAUUGUGCUCACUGAUGACAAGUUUAACUCCAUUGUCGCCGCUAUCCGUGAAGGUCGUCGCAUGUUUGACAACAUUCAGAAGUUUGUCCUCCAUCUUCUUACCUCCAACGUCGGUGAAGUUAUUCUCCUUGUCUGUGGCCUUGCCUUUGUCGAUGACAGCGGAUUCUCUGUCUUCCCCGUGUCGCCUCUCCAGAUUAUCUGGAUCAACAUGGCUACUUCCUCCUUCCCUGCCUUCGGACUCGGUCGCGAGCAGGGUGCUCAGGAUAUCAUGCGCAAGCCUCCUCAGGACAAGAAGCGUGGUGUCUUUACUAACCAGAUCAUUGUUGAUAUGAUCGUCUACGGUAUCAUCAUGGGUGCUUGCACCAUGUGUACUUUCGUCAUCAUCAUUUACGGCGCCAACGGCGGAAACUUAGGCAACGAGUGCAACCAGCGAUACUCUGAGGCUUGUAUCCCCGUUUUCAAAGCUCGUGCCGCUACAUUUGCCGAACUCACUUGGCUCAUCCUCAUCUCUGCCUGGGAGUUCAAGAGUCUGCGCCGUUCCGUAUUCCGUCUCAACCCUGAUGACGACAGCCGAUUCCCCGUCUUCAAGGACAUCUACUCCAACCGCUUCCUCUUCUGGUCCGUCAUUAUCGGCGGUCUGUCUGUGUUCCCUGUUGUCUACAUCCCUGUCCUGAACCACAAGUUCUUCAAGCACACUGGCAUCACUUGGGAGUGGGCUCUGUCCGUCGGCUUCACCAUUGUUUUUGUUGCUGGUAUUGAGCUUUGGAAGAUGACCAAGCGACAUUUCCACCUCCUCGAGGACGCUCCUGUCCGUCGUGGUGUUUGGGGCCAGGGUGGAGACGAUGCUGGCCGACUUGGACGAACCAUGUCUUUCUCGAGCUUCAAGACCUGGGCUUCUUUCUCUCGCAAGGACACUGGUGAGUCCCUCGGAAAGCGAGAUACCUCUCGCGGGCCAUCUGAGCGACAUAUCGUGCCUCAAGGCCUUGCUGCCACCGAGGCUUAA